GUCAAAAGAACGUCUUUUAGGACGUGUUUGAUAAAGAGGAAGUUGCUUACCAGUAUCGUUUGUGUUUGAUAAAAAAUGGCAAGAUAAAUAAGUAACUUCACUUCAUUCCACUAUUCCUCUUGAAACAAACCCCCUCAUUUUCCUGCUCGCUGCUCUCCUCUGCUCGUGCACAGAUUAUCAAACACAGAAACCCAGAACUUCUUACAGUAACUUCUUUCUUCCCAGCAAAGAAGAACUUCCAAUUUCCAGAGAACAUUUACCUUCGAGUUAUCAAACAGGCCUUUAGUGAAAUUUUGGAGUCUAUUUCUUCUUUGCAGAGAAAAAAUUGAUUCCAAGAAGGAUAGAGAAACUACAGAGCAAGAGAGAGAUAGUCCGAGAAGCUUAAGAGAGAAUAGGGAAUAUGUUCAAGAAGCAGAGAUCUUCUACUCUUGCUGCUUCCUAAGAGUUAGAGAGAGAAAGAUAAUGGCGAGAAGGUUGUUCGAACGAGCGAGAAGCAUACCAUGGAGGAGUAUAGCCAGGGAGGCCUUUGACACUGUAUCCUUCUUCACAAAGUUUGCCUGUGUUGUACACAUUACUCACACUUAUGUUGGUGGAAUAGCUCUGUCAUCUGGUCCUAGCAUGCUUCCCACUCUGAGUUUAACAGGGGAUGUAGUUGUGAUCGAUCGAAUAACAACCAAUUUUGGAAAGAUCAAGCAAGGGGAUUUGGUCUUACUGAGGUCUCCUGAAAACCCUAGGAAGGUCAUUCUUAAGCGAGUAACAGGCUUGGAAGGUGACCAUAUCAGAUAUUUGUCAACUGAAAAUGGCCAUCUCGGAGAGAACAUUGUACCCAAAGGGCAUGUGUGGGUUGAAGGCGAUAAUUUAUCCACUUCAAAUGAUUCAAGGAAAUUUGGGGCUAUUCCUUAUGGCCUUCUUCAUGGGAGGAUAUUCUUCAGGGUAAAGUUGAAUUCCUUUACACCAUAUUUGUUAUUUGUACCUGGCUUCUGUCUACAUCAUACAUGAUUUAGUAUGGUAUCAUUGCUUUUGGUUUUAAAAAUAAGCAUAUGGGGCAUCUAACUGUUGUUAUUGGUUGCUCUCUUUUUGUAAAGAUCAGAAAAGCCUACCUCUACACAUUAUUCUUGGUUUUCCAAGAUGAACAGAGUGACCCACAUUUAGGAGGUCACUCUACAUUACUCUAUAAUCACAAUUCACAACCUAGACUUCUAUACAGAUCUAUGGCUUUUGGUCACUUCUUCAUGAUGUCCAUACUUUUGGUUGCCUGUUUGCAUGUGAAUACCCUUUUUUUACUGCUCCUCCAAUCACAGGAUGAUGUGUGUACCUGAGGUGAAGUAACUCCCCUGAGUUCACAUCGCUAGAUCUCAUAUCUUACAUUAGAAAUAGAUUUUUCCUUGUGGAUACCGCUUUUCACUUCUUUUGAUAGGUGUUUCACUAGAAACUAUGCAUGAUUAUAAUUCAUAGAACUCUUAGUAGCUUGAUCAGAUUUUGAACUUUCAACAACUUUUGUGCAUUUCUAAUGAGUUUUGUGGACUUUAUUAAGAUUAGAGGAGUUGCUGGUCAUUGUUUGUUGACUGCAUAAACUAUCACGUUUAUUUUUUUCAUGCUAUAUUGUCUAAGUUGAUUGUUACAUGCAUUAAGCAUCUAGACCAAGGUUUUGGAAAACGGAUCAAUGACCCGGAUCGCCCCUCUGGAUUUUCAAUCUGGUUCAAAAGAUCAGCGAUUAGAAAAAUUUUUAAAAAAAUAAAAUUAAAAAAAAUUAAGUGGGGUUGGUAUUGGGAGAAUUGGCCUGUUCUAUCAGAGAAAUGGCUAGAACUGGUUGGAACUGGCCAAAACCAGCUAUUUUAGUGAUUAAAAAAAGAAAAAAAAUGUAAAAUAUAGAUUUGCUUCCUACCGGUUUUUUGAUAGAACCAACCGGUUUUGUUAGAGAAACGGUAAGGACCUAAUGGAACCUGGCAGUUCAUGAGGGAAUUGGUGGGAUUCAGAUCGGUCUGACUGAUUCCCUGAUUCCUAAUUUGGAUUGGCCAGUUCCAAUCUGGAUCACCAAUUUUUUAAACAUUGAUCCAGACCAUAAUAUUAUGGGAAUCUCUUCACUUAUUUGCCUAAAACUUAAUUAGCAUUUAUGAUGUUUGGAGGACCUUAAAAUUCUUGCAAUCUCUUCACUUAUUUGGCAAGAACUUAUUCAUCACAUGUGAAGUUUGGAAACUUUGAUAACUGAUUCUAAAAUUCCCAACUCUUGAAGUAGAUAUGGCCCAUUGACCGCUUUGGAUUGUUGGAGUGAAGAUUUUAGCAGCCUUUUCGCAGAGGCAUAGAACAUUGGAACAUUUGUCAUUCUUCAGUCAGUUUAUAUGGGCAUAUGGUUUUUAACCUUCCUCAUGCCCCAUAUAUUUGAAAGAACUUGAGUGAGUUUCUUGGACCAAGACAAAAUGGAUGUCCGAGUUCUCCUGAGAUGCAAAGAGCAUUCAACUAUGUACCUUAUCAAUUGGAUUGUUAGAAAAGCACAGAAUCCUCAUAGGCACAUGGAUAUUUUGUAUAUGAAGCUGGCUUUAAAUCUCCUCUCUAGUCCGAAGUCUGGACUCAAAUCAUGUAAAACGAAUUUCUACAUAUAUAAUAGGAUGGAAUGGCGGAUCAAGAUUGGUGUAGCCGACCCCAAUUAUCUGGAAAGAGGUUAUGAUGAUGAUGAUGAUGAUCUUCUUCUCA
Molecule: messenger RNA, 2691 nt
Organism: Amborella trichopoda
Lineage: Eukaryota; Viridiplantae; Streptophyta; Magnoliopsida; Amborellales; Amborellaceae
Source: RefSeq, a predicted model, not a curated record